ACUCCGGAAGAAUCGGAAGUAAAAGUUGUCGCAGGUCUAAUCGAAGAAGGCCUGCUGGUGUCUAACAUCAGUGAUCAACAUCAGAAUCUCGCUUAAGAGGAUGGAGACGGAUAAAGUAUCGAAUGAGUUUGUGAAGCUCACUGUGACAACCGAGGGUUCUGACCUCGGCUGCGAGCGGGCAUUCAACAGAAACAUCACUGUGGGAGAAUUGAAACAACGGCUGGAACUCAUCACUGGAGCUGCGUAUGAUCGUAUGAAACUCGAGUUGAGGAACAAGACCUCCCCGAACGAUCUCAUUGAACUUCUGGCCGAGGAUGGGAAAUCGCUGAAAGACUACCCAUGCAUCCAAGACGGACUCUUGCUGCGUGUUGUCGACCCUAGCAUGACCAAUAUUUUUGACGAGACCGACGCCGUGGAGAAGCUCAGUAUAUCGGAUGAACGCUACACUCAAAUCAGCAAUGUGAGAUCAUACAUGCAGAAAUACGGACAUCCCAAGUUAAUGAACCGGAAAGAGAACGCCGAUACUGUGAACGAAAGCGAACGGGUCCCCCAAGAGGAUCUGCGGAAUUUCGAAGUGGGGAAACGCUGCGAAGUGCAAACCAAAGGCAGUCUUCCUCGGAGAGGGGAAAUCAAAUACAUCGGAGAAAUUUGUGUCAAGCCUGGGAUUACUUUCAUUGGUGUUCAACUGGAUGAGCCCCUGGGGAAAAACGAUGGCACGGCUGGGAAAGUCCGAUACUUCGAGUGCGAACCGAACUACGGAGUUUUCGUGAGACCGACCGACGUGGAGGUGGGGGAAUUCCCGGAGUUAUCCAUCGAUGACGAGCUCGACGAAAUAUAGUUCUGAGACGCACCCUAUUCCCCGAUAACUUGACGAGCAACACUUGCUUCUGUCGCCGAAAUUUCUCUGUGAUCAUCCAUUUUGUCUUCACCAUGCCUUCAUUGAGAGGUACACGGUGAAUGAACAACUUGGACCGGAUUCCUGAGCGGGGGCCCUUGGCGAGCCGCGUGGGAAUCUGGUCGAAAAAAACUCGGAACCCGGGUACCGAUAAGUUAUUCCUGCACAGCACGCUUUAAGUGUUCGAUGUUCCCGUUUCAAACAUUCGAUUGAUUCGAAUUAGCAUCGAUCAAGCGGAUUUGCGAAUCCGAAGAAGAAAUUAGCAAGCGAACCAGCCCGAGGAGAAUGUUUUCUAACCGAUUGUCAUCGGUGAAUAAAGGAAUGGCCGCUGUAAUUCGUAAA
Molecule: messenger RNA, 1237 nt
Organism: Galendromus occidentalis (western predatory mite)
Lineage: Eukaryota; Metazoa; Arthropoda; Arachnida; Mesostigmata; Phytoseiidae
Gene: TBCB
Product: tubulin-binding cofactor B
Exons: 3
Coding region: 101-838 (245 amino acids)
Biological process (GO): post-chaperonin tubulin folding pathway; tubulin complex assembly
Molecular function (GO): alpha-tubulin binding
Source: RefSeq, a predicted model, not a curated record